Molecule: messenger RNA, 4696 nt
Organism: Phacochoerus africanus (Common warthog)
Lineage: Eukaryota; Metazoa; Chordata; Mammalia; Artiodactyla; Suidae
Gene: MARCHF1
Product: membrane associated ring-CH-type finger 1
Exons: 4
Coding region: 46-864 (272 amino acids)
Biological process (GO): immune response; antigen processing and presentation of peptide antigen via MHC class II; protein polyubiquitination
Cellular component (GO): late endosome membrane; lysosome; cytoplasm
Molecular function (GO): ubiquitin protein ligase activity; MHC protein binding; zinc ion binding
Source: RefSeq, a predicted model, not a curated record
GAGGCCCCCGACUUCCUAUAUUCUGUGAGCUGCCUUGUGAGCAACAUGACCGGCAGCCACGUUUGUUGCAACUUUUUAAAUAUGUGGAAAAAAAGCAAGAUAUCGACCAUGUAUUACCUUAACCAAGAUGCCAAAUUAUCUAACUUGUUUCUCCAGGCAAGCAGCCCAACCACAGGGACAGCCCCCAGGAGCCAGUCACGCUUGUCUGUCUGUCCAUCCACUCAGGACAUCUGCAGGAUCUGCCACUGCGAAGGGGAUGAGGACAGCCCCCUCAUCACACCCUGCCGCUGCACUGGCACCCUGCGCUUCGUGCACCAGGCCUGCCUGCACCAGUGGAUCAAGAGCUCAGACACACGCUGCUGCGAACUCUGCAAGUACGACUUUGUCAUGGAGACCAAGCUCAAGCCCUUACGCAAGUGGGAAAAACUGCAGAUGACCACCAGCGAAAGAAGGAAAAUAUUCUGCUCUGUCACCUUCCACGUCAUCGCCAUCACCUGUGUGGUUUGGUCUUUGUACGUGUUGAUAGACAGGACAGCGGAGGAAAUCAAGCAAGGCAAUGAUAACGGUGUCCUUGAGUGGCCGUUUUGGACCAAGCUGGUGGUGGUGGCCAUUGGCUUCACAGGGGGCCUGGUCUUCAUGUAUGUUCAGUGCAAAGUCUACGUCCAGCUCUGGCGCAGGCUCAAGGCCUACAAUCGUGUGAUUUUUGUGCAGAACUGCCCAGACACCGCCAAGAGGCCGGACAGGAGCUGCCCGUGCCAGGCGAGCUCGGACGCCAAGGCCGCAGGGGCAGUGCCUGCAGCCCAGACGGCCACUGGUGCACUGCCCCCUGCAGAGGGUGGGCCCCCUGAGGUCAUCCCCGUGUGAUGGGCCAGCCUGGAGCCUGGUCAGUGGAGUGCAGCCUGGCCCCCAGACACUAUAUCUGCCAGAAGCAAUGUUAGUGCCCUCCUCAUCUUCUUGCCUCUUUGACUAGUCUGUCUUAACUUUGCUCAAAAAGGAAAGGAGGAGAAAUACCGCAGGACCAGGGAUCCCAGGAAGCAGAGUCUCAGUGUGAAGAGGAAAUGGGGAAGGUUUGCUGGAGAAUGAUCUGAGACAAUUGAGAACCUGUGGAGAAGGGACACUUUCAGGCAAUGAGGACAGAUGGACAGAUCCGUGUCUUCACAGUAGCAGGGAAAAUUCAAGAACACAGACUCCCAUUGCAACGUGUAUUUCUUCUAGGGCCUCAUAAUGUUAACUAGCUCAUCUGGAAAUUCAUACUUGGUUUUAUGCUUGAAAUUGUCUGCAUUCUCCCCAAGGCACAUCAGAAGCAAAGCUGGCAAAUGCCUAUUUUGAUAUUUAUAUUUGUCAGCCAACAGGUUUUUAUGGCUAUAGUGGAGUCCAGUUGUUUUGAGAGAUGCAUGUUUUUUAAAAUAGAUGCAAUGCACAUUUGAAGAUAUUAAGACUUGGAAUUCUGUUUAAAUCAUAAAGGGUAGAUUUUCAGAGAUUUUUGAGUUUAAUUAGCUCUGUUAAAUACCCAUGGAAAUCCUGUGCUCUACCUGGUCACCCUCAAACAGCGUUGUCCUACAGAAAUAAAAUGUAAGUCACAAAUGUGGGCCACGUAUGCAAUUAAAAAUUUCUUAGUAGCCCGUUAGAAAAAGAGGUCAAAUGAAUUUUGAUACCAUAUUUAUUUAACACUAUAUACCCAAGUUAUAAUUUCAAUGUCAUCAAUAUAACAAAUUAUUGAGAUAUCUUCUAUCUUUUAUAUGAACCAGCUUUCCAAAACCCAGUAUGUUUUAUCCCUACAGUGUAUCUCAGUUGGAAUUAACCGUGUUGGAUAGCACAGCCCCCAAAUCAGGGACAGAGCCUCUGCUUCAUUUAAAAGUUGAGUAUUUCAAAACAGCAGCUUAAUUCAUUCUUUUAUUCAAAGUAUCAUAGAUGUUAUUUUACAAAGCACUCAAUCAAAUUAAAUAUCGUGGUUGAAGAGUUAGAUGAAAUUACCAUUUUUCUAAAGGGGAAAAAAACAGAAAGGCUGACACAAGCAGCCUGACUGUGGCAAAGUUCUGAAAUGAAUUUGUUUGCUACUACGAAACACUUAUGAUAGGGGAAAAUAAGAAUUAAAUAUUUUUUGUUAUUUAAGUCAAAUGUACUUUUUUCUUCUUUUAAACCCAUAUGAGGUUUCAACUUGACAUGUACAUGAGUAGUUAUGACCAAGCAUUUAGACAGUAUCUUAAAAAGCUGGCAGUAUUUCCUUUACUCAGCUGGGAAGCAAAAAUAUUCAACGGGUUCCGUGACAAGUAAUACAUUGAGUUGCUCAGGUUUGACAGUUCAGCCGAUUACCGUAUUCUUUGCAUAUUCAUGUAAAGCCAAAUCAUGAAAGAUACUGCAGUGAGCUAGAUUAACAGUUAUAAAUAGAGUGGCCUGUCAGAGAUGUCUUACGUAAGCGAGGUGAUGUUUUUGCUACCUAUCCUGUUUAUUACUGUGGAAAGGCAAACAGGAAGACACAGGAACACAGUAUGAGCCCCUCAGUGUACAAACCACAGUGAUGCACUUUGUAAUGGUCGGCGCGUGCGUGUCCUCGCAGGUUAUUCCAGGAAAAAGGAAGGAGAAAGUCACCUUUAUGGAGGAGAAAGAUGUUAUGUCACUAGUGGCUGGCACUGAGUCCAAACUGUCCCUGUUUCCAGAAAUAAAGAGGUCAACAGCGCCAACUUUGGGUGUGUGUGUGUUCCUGAGUGUACAUGCCGGACGCCAAGGUGUUCAGGCAGGCAGGAAACAAAAGGUUUAAAGCCCAUCUUUCUCACAACUAACUGUGGGAGUAUGGAAUGAAGGUGCAGGAAAAGCAAAGCUGAGGCAACUAAACUGGACCAAAACUUUUGCACAAAUAAGGACGUGGCAUGUGAUAAAAAUAACAUAACGGACCUUAAACAAACUGAACUUUGUAUUAACUUCUUAAAUUUCCACUUUCAAAGUUUAAUACACUCACGGACAGCAAAGCCUUAUGGCACCUCAGCCAGAGGACUAACCGUGAUUCAUUUUCUCUGAUAAUUUUCCCAAGCAUUUUAGUAAUCCAUUUUCCCUGAGGUUUAGUGAUGGCAACAGUGAUUUACAAAUACUCCUGAGGGAACAAAUCUAUUCACCAGCAAACAAAGAAAUUGUUGAUUUCUCUUUUGUUUGCUCUGGAAGGAAAAGGAUUAUUUACCUGAAUUACACCAAAAAAAAAAAAUUUAAAUUUUAUAUAAACCUUUUAGCAAGCUCAUUUUACAGCGACUGGCUAAAACAGGCCUCAUUUAUUAAGGGGUAAAACAAACACUAAGAAAUUCUAGAAUGAAAAGUAAAGAUAAGCAUUAAUGUGUUAAUGAUGAAAGAUGGCAUAGUGUUUUAAAACCUUAUCUAAAUUCUCAAAAUUAACUUGAAUAGGCUUUGACUCUCUUAAAAUGAGAUGAUAAUAUAGCUCCCUACCCGGUUUAAAAGUCAACAUUUUUCUGCUAUUCUGACUUUUUAAAAACCCUGAACUCCUGAAUUGAAAUCUUUCAAGUUUUCCCUGUUUAUGGUUCAAACAAUCUGAAAUAGCUGUGUGCACUGAAAACUUAAUGUUGAUUAUCCUCUUUUAUACUGAGUAGCAAUGGCACAUUUGCCCCUUCAAUGGAUCGGUUUGGCUUUGUGGCAACACUUUUGUGGACUGGAUAUGCCCAUCAAAAAGAAAAAUCACUUUCCAGAGUGGCAAUUUUUUGAAGCAUGUUUACCUGUUUAUGUAUGAAAUAAAAUGGAACUGAAACAAAGGACUUAAACUGAAGAAUAAAAUUCCAAUUCUACUAAAACCUUGGCUUUUAUAAUCAUGAAAUUAUCAAGACAUGUAUGCUGUUAACUUUUCAAAGAACCUUUACUUUUAUUGUAUAAGAUCAAACUGUAAAGAAAUGAAAUUCAGUACUUUAAGUGAUACACAAAAGGCAAUUAAGCUUUUAAUACAAACAUGAACAAAACAAAAAUGUCAAAAUCAAAACAAAAAUGUUCCCAUUGACCAGGGAUAUAUAGCAAUGGGGAAAACAAAGGAGUCUUCCAGAAUUCCUGGGGUUAGACCUUACUGUGAGUGCUGUUACACGUGAUUACAGCCCCAGAGAGAAGGCCAGAGUUCCACCUACCCUUUUUGCAGAGGUCCUUGGUAGCCCUAAAAGAUCUAUCUUUUGGCUGCAAAAGUGGCUCAUUAGAGCAAUGACAUCACUAAGUAUUCUAACUGUCACAGAGUGAGGUGGGGGGCUGUCCCAUCUGCCUGACACAGCUACCUUUCCUCGCCAGGCCAGUGUACAUUCUAGAACAAAGUGGAACUCUUAAAAUUUAUCACAAUCAUCACUGUAGUUGCUCUAGGAUAACUGUGUAGGACUGACACUCUGGUUAAGAAAAAUGAAAACCAAUUAUCUUUCCUUAAGUCAGCCCAAAGGUGCUAUUUUACAUAUCAAUACAGUUGAAAGGAAGUACUGUUAUUUUGGGCUGCAGUGUUUCCUCCACAUCUGAAGAAAGCCCAACUGAAAUGCAUUAAAGCAAACAAGGAAGCAUUAUUUUAACUGUGUACAAUUUUGGGGAUUGAACAUUUGUACUUUUUUUGGUUUUACCUAAUUCUCUGGCAUUAACAAUUUCCUGUUUUGUGAAUAAUGUGUACUAAAACAAGUUAAGGAAAAGAAAAUAAUUCUCUGUGAAAAGACUUUGUAUAUUAAACAGGUGACCCAAA